This is a messenger RNA of Trypanosoma theileri, 318 nucleotides long. RefSeq lists its product as uncharacterized. Bases 1 to 318 code for a protein of 105 amino acids. The transcript has a single exon. NCBI's taxonomy places the organism in Eukaryota, Euglenozoa, Kinetoplastea, Trypanosomatida, Trypanosomatidae. The record is from RefSeq and is a predicted model, not a curated record.
AUGUUUUUCUUAUCCUGGGAUAGUUCAACACAGAAUCCACGAAUAUCAUGUAUACAGCAAUGUCAGACGUGCCUCCAGUUAUUGCCAUUAUCACCCCAAUCAAUAUCAAUAACAGUGUACCUGUGUCCGUCACUCCAUCCCUUUAGAAACAUUUCCCGCGAAACAGCAGCACACACCACCAGACGCAGUAUAAAAAUAACAGUGCAAAACUCAGCAUCAGGAGAGUUACAUAAAACUCUUCAUUAUUUUAUCACUGAUAUGCUAGUACUGUUUUGCCAACAGAAACAAAGAGUAAAUCAGAUACGUUGGACCCAUUAA